AUGAUGGCAUUAAUAGAAUUGAGUGACCAGGUGAUAGUCGAACGAUUCGUUCAUACUAGGUGGAUUGCUCCCUCUGGCGAUCUCUUUUCUUUUGUAGCUCCUCGCUGCUCUAGUAAGUGUAUAACUCCUAUUAAUGAAGCGCGCAUCACUCCGCGAUCUCAGUGCUUGGAAGCCCCUUCGGCAAAGGGCGUCGUAGCUACUUUUUGCGUGACUACUGAUAGUGAUGACCUCCUUCACUCCCCACCUUCUUCCAUCCGGCAUUCUUCGGGAUUUCACUUCUGCCUUCUCCCCAAAAUCUUCGCUUUAGCGAUUACAUACCAACCUGUGCCGCACAAACCAAACAAGCUAAAGCUUGCCUGGUUGGUAGGAUCAAAGGGGUCAAAGUUCGUUAGCUGA
This is a messenger RNA of Beta vulgaris subsp. vulgaris (sugar beet), 396 nucleotides long. The record is from the annotation of a RefSeq genome assembly. Lineage: Eukaryota; Viridiplantae; Streptophyta; Magnoliopsida; Caryophyllales; Amaranthaceae.